Messenger RNA from Physeter macrocephalus (sperm whale), 2295 nucleotides. It is a transcript of the gene KCNC3, whose product is annotated as potassium voltage-gated channel subfamily C member 3. Bases 1 to 2295 code for a protein of 764 amino acids. Gene Ontology annotation, molecular function: delayed rectifier potassium channel activity; protein binding. NCBI's taxonomy places the organism in Eukaryota, Metazoa, Chordata, Mammalia, Artiodactyla, Physeteridae. Gene Ontology annotation, cellular component: neuronal cell body membrane; dendrite membrane; voltage-gated potassium channel complex. The transcript has 5 exons. The record is from RefSeq and is a predicted model, not a curated record. Gene Ontology annotation, biological process: protein homooligomerization; potassium ion transmembrane transport.
AUGCUGAGCUCAGUCUGCGUCUCAUCCUUCCGCGGGCGCCAGGGGUCCAGCAAACAGCAGCCGGUGCCGCCGCCGCAGCCGUCCGAGUCCCUGCUGCCGCUGCCCCCGCCGCCACCGCCACCGCCGCCGCUGCAGCAGCAGCAACAGCCUGCGCAGCCCGGCCCCGCCGCGUCCCCGGCGGGCCCCCCGGCAUCCCGCGGGCCCGGGGGCCGGCGCGCCGAGCCAUGCCCCGGGCUGCCGGCGGCGGCCAUGGGGCGGCACGGCGGCGGCGGUGGCGACAGUGGCAAGAUCGUGAUCAACGUGGGCGGCGUGCGCCAUGAGACGUACCGCUCGACGCUGCGUACCCUGCCGGGGACGCGGCUGGCCGGCUUGACGGAGCCCGAGGCGGCGGCGCACUUCGACUACGACCCGGGCGCCGACGAGUUCUUCUUUGACCGGCAUCCGGGUGUCUUCGCCUACGUGCUCAACUACUACCGCACUGGCAAGCUGCACUGCCCGGCCGACGUGUGCGGGCCGCUCUUCGAGGAGGAGCUCGGCUUUUGGGGCAUCGACGAGACCGACGUGGAGGCCUGCUGCUGGAUGACCUACCGGCAGCACCGGGACGCCGAGGAAGCGCUCGACUCCUUCGAGGCACCCGACCCCUCGGGCGCCGCCAACGCUGCCAACGCCGCGGGCGCCCAUGACGCGGGCCUGGACGACGAGGCGGGCGCGGGCGGCGGCGGCCUGGACGGCGCGGGCGGCGAGCUCAAGCGCCUCUGCUUCCAGGACGCUGGCGGCGGCGCCGGGGGCCCGCCAGGGGGCGCGGGCGGCGCGGGCGGCACGUGGUGGCGCCGCUGGCAGCCCCGCGUGUGGGCGCUCUUCGAGGACCCCUACUCGUCGCGGGCCGCCAGGUAUGUGGCCUUCGCCUCCCUCUUCUUCAUCCUCAUCUCCAUCACCACCUUCUGCCUGGAGACGCACGAGGGUUUCAUCCACAUCAGCAACAAGACAGUGACGCAGGCCUCCCCGAUCCCCGGGGCUCCGCCGGAGAACAUCACCAAUGUGGAGGUGGAGACGGAGCCCUUCCUGACCUACGUGGAGGGUGUGUGCGUCGUCUGGUUCACCUUUGAGUUUCUCAUGCGCAUCACCUUCUGCCCAGACAAGGUGGAGUUUCUCAAGAGCAGCCUCAACAUCAUCGACUGUGUGGCCAUCCUGCCCUUCUAUCUGGAGGUGGGGCUCUCGGGCCUCAGUUCCAAGGCCGCCAAAGACGUGCUGGGCUUCCUGCGGGUCGUCCGCUUUGUCCGGAUCCUGCGCAUCUUCAAGCUCACGCGGCACUUCGUGGGGCUGCGCGUGCUGGGCCACACCCUCCGUGCCAGCACCAAUGAGUUCCUGCUCCUCAUCAUCUUCCUGGCGCUUGGCGUGCUCAUCUUCGCCACUAUGAUCUACUACGCUGAGCGCAUUGGCGCUGACCCCGACGACAUCCUGGGCUCCAACCACACCUACUUCAAGAACAUCCCCAUCGGCUUCUGGUGGGCCGUGGUCACCAUGACGACCCUGGGCUACGGAGACAUGUACCCCAAGACGUGGUCAGGGAUGCUGGUUGGGGCGCUGUGUGCCCUGGCUGGGGUGCUCACCAUCGCCAUGCCCGUGCCCGUCAUUGUCAACAACUUUGGCAUGUACUAUUCGCUGGCCAUGGCCAAACAGAAGCUGCCCAAGAAGAAGAAUAAACAUAUUCCCCGGCCCCCGCAGCCCGGCUCGCCCAACUAUUGCAAGCCCGACCCACCGCCACCGCCACCGCCCCAUCCUCACCACAGCAGCGGCAGCAUCAGCCCUCCACCACCCAUCACCCCGCCCUCCACGGGGGUGACUGUGGCAGGGGCCUACCCACCAGGGCCCCACACACACCCCGGGCUGCUCAGGGGGGGAGCGGGUGGGCUCGGGAUCAUGGGGCUGCCUCCUCUGCCUGCCCCUGGGGAGCCUUGCCCGCUGGCUCAGGAGGAAGUGAUUGAGAUCAACCGGGCAGAUCCCCGCCCCAACGGGGACCCUGCAGCAGCGGCGCUUGCCCACGAGGACUGCCCGGCUAUUGACCAGCCCGCCAUGUCACCAGAAGACAAGAGCCCCAUCACCCCCGGGGGCCGGGGCCGCUACAGCCGGGACCGAGCCUGCUUCCUCCUCACUGACUAUGCCCCUUCCCCUGAUGGCUCCAUCCGGAAAGCCACUGGCGCUCCCCCACUGCCCUCCCAAGACUGGCGUAAGCCAGGCCCCCCAAGCUUCUUGCCCGACCUCAACGCCAACGCUGCAGCCUGGAUAUCCCCCUAG